Messenger RNA from Cadophora gregata, 2193 nucleotides. RefSeq lists its product as uncharacterized. Gene Ontology annotation, molecular function: beta-glucosidase activity. Bases 1 to 2193 code for a protein of 730 amino acids. Gene Ontology annotation, biological process: glucan catabolic process. The record is from RefSeq and is a predicted model, not a curated record. The transcript has 12 exons. Lineage: Eukaryota; Fungi; Ascomycota; Leotiomycetes; Helotiales; Ploettnerulaceae.
AUGAAGCUCCUCUUACUCUCCAUACUCGCCCUGGCGACUUCUGUCCACGCCGCACCAGGCGAUGGCGACUGGGCAGCAGCCUACGCCAAAGCCAAAGCAGCGCUGCCCAAACUUUCAACCGCCAACAAAGUAGGUAUGGUGACAGGAAAAGGCUGGCAGAAAGGUCCCUGUGUCGGGAACGUAGCUGGUGUCUCAGCCAUUGGAUUCCCGGACUUAUGUUUACAAGAUGGGCCGCUGGGUGUACGGUACGCGCAGCAAGUUACUGCUUUUCCGGCUGGUAUCACGACAGGCUCGACUUGGGAUACGUCUCUCUUUUACGCGUUUGGGAAUGCUCUUGGAGCGGAAGCGAAAGCGCUAGGAAUUCACGUUCAACUUGGGCCAGUUGCAGGACCCUUGGGGAAGAUUCCUACUGGAGGACGAAACUGGGAAGGGUUCUCCAAUGAUCCGUAUCUGUCUGGUGUGGCGAUGGCAAAUUCAAUCAGCGGCAUGCAAGCAGCUGGUGUUCAAGCUUGCGCAAAGCAUUUUUUGGGCAACGAGCAAGAGCGUCUCCGUGAAACACAAAGUGCUAAUAUCGAUGACCGAACAAACCAUGAGCUCUAUCUCUGGCCUUUUGCAGAAGCCGUCAGAGCCAACGUUUCUUCCAUCAUGUGCUCAUACAACAAAUUGAACACAACCUGGGCAUGCGAAAGCAAAGCUUUGCUUACAGAUUUGUUGAAAGAUGAGCUUGAUUUCCAAGGUUAUGUUGUGAGUGAUUGGAACGCCCAGCACACCACGGUCGGCAGCGCGCUUGCUGGAAUGGAUAUGUCCAUGCCUGGAGAUAACUUUGGCGACAAUCGAUUCCUCUGGGGUACUGCCCUCACCAACGCCCUCUCAUCAAACCAAAUCCCAAUGUCCCGCGUCGACGACAUGGUGACCCGCAUUCUUGCCUCAUGGUACCUCGUCGGUCAAGAUACAAAUUACCCAAAAGUCACGGGCUGGACGUCAUGGAACGGCGGUAGAGGCGGACCGAAUGUCCAAGGGGACCACAAAACUCUGGCGAGAAAAAUUGCGCGAGAUGGGAUUGUGCUGUUGGAGAAUACAAAUGGUGCUUUGCCAUUGAAGAAACCGGCUAGUUUGGCUGUCAUUGGCUCGGAUUCGAUUGUUAACCCGCAGGGACCGAACGCGUGUGUCGAUCGGGGAUGUAAUACCGGGACAUUGGCGAUGGGAUGGGGAUCUGGCACGGCCGAUUUUCCAUAUCUCGUCGCACCACUCGAUGCGAUCAAAGCCCAAGCAUCCAAGGAUGGCACGAAUGUAAUAUCCUCACCGAACGAUACUCCAUCGGCAGGUGCAUCAGCAGCCAGUGCCGCAGCCACAGCUCUAGUGUUCAUCAACUCCGACUCAGGAGAAGGCUACAUCACGGUCGAAAACAACGCUGGAGACCGUAUCAACCUCGACCCUUGGCACAACGGCAAUGCCCUCGUCGCCGCCGUCGCCGCCGCCAACACCAAAACCAUCGUCAUAAUCCACUCCGUCGGGCCCCUUAUCCUCGAACCCCUCCUCUCCUCCCCCAACGUGGUCGCAAUAGUAUGGGCCAAUAUCCCGGGCCAAGAAUCCGGCAAUGCUCUCGUAGACAUCCUUUACGGCAGCACCUCCCCGUCCGGCAAACUCCCCUACACAAUCGCGAAAUCCGCGAACGACUACGGGACUGCGGUAAUCAAUGGCGAUGAUAGUUAUCCCGAAGGUUUGUUUAUCGAUUAUAAACGAUUUGACAAGAACAAUAUCAGCCCAAGAUACGAAUUCGGGUUCGGUCUUAGCUAUACCACAUUCUCUUAUUCUGCUCUCACAAUCUCCCCAUUGGCUACAACAACAGGCAGUACCACCCCUGCACCAGGCGGCCCAAAGGGUCUUUACGACGUUUUAGCAACAGUCACAGCGACCAUCACGAACAACGGGACAGUCGCCGGCGCAGAAGUCGCGCAGCUGUAUAUCGGCUUACCAAGCUCUGCGCCAUCGAGUCCAGUCAGGCAGUUGCGGGGUUUUAAAAAGGUGCUCUUGGAUGUAGGAGCUAAAGCCACGGUGAGCUUCGAGUUGAGAAGGAAGGAUCUGAGUAUCUGGGAUAGCGGAGCGAAGAAGUGGGUGUUGCCCACUGGGGCUUUUGGGGUUUGGGUUGGGGCUAGUUCGAGGGAUUUGAGGCUGGUGGGAACUUUGGGUUGA